Molecule: messenger RNA, 1912 nt
Organism: Papilio xuthus (Asian swallowtail)
Lineage: Eukaryota; Metazoa; Arthropoda; Insecta; Lepidoptera; Papilionidae
Gene: kdn
Product: citrate synthase
Exons: 9
Coding region: 78-1475 (465 amino acids)
Biological process (GO): carbohydrate metabolic process; citrate metabolic process; tricarboxylic acid cycle
Cellular component (GO): mitochondrial matrix
Source: RefSeq, a predicted model, not a curated record
AGUAGGCAGGUGUUGCAUGCCAUGGUUUAGUUGUGUGCAGUUGUGUGUCUUGGCAAGAGCUCGGUGAUUCAAAAAAAAUGGCACUCUCCAGGAUAACGUUUACCAAAUUAGCAGAAGUACAGAAACUAUACCCGGCAGCGACUAUCCUGCUAAGGAACUUAAGCGCCGAACAAACCAAUCUAAAGAAUGUACUUCAAGAGAAAAUUCCCAAAGAACAAGAGAAAAUCCGCGAAUUCCGCAAACAGCAUGGAUCUUCCAAAGUUGGAGAAGUUACCGUUGACAUGAUGUAUGGUGGCAUGCGCGGUAUCAAAGGUUUAGUUUGGGAAACAUCUGUCCUCGAUCCCGAUGAGGGAAUUAGGUUUAGAGGAAUGUCUAUCCCGGAGUGCCAACAGAAGCUGCCCAAGGCUAAAGGGGGCGAUGAACCCCUGCCCGAGGGUCUCUUCUGGCUCUUAGUCACUGGAGAUAUACCAACCGAAGCUCAAGUAAACGCCAUCUCUAAGGAAUGGGCACGCAGAGCCGAGUUGCCAGCUCAUGUUGUCACCAUGUUGAACAACAUGCCCAGCAAACUGCACCCAAUGUCGCAGUUCUCUGCUGCAGUGACAGCACUCAACAGCGAGUCCACCUUCGCGAAAGCUUACUCUGAGGGUGUACACAAAUCCAAGUAUUGGGAGUACGUAUAUGAAGAUUCAAUGAACUUGAUUGCGAAGUUGCCCGUGAUCGCUGCAACUAUUUAUCGCAAUACGUACCGUGAUGGCAAAGGUAUUGGCGCUAUUGAUGACAACAAGGACUGGUCCUCAAACUACUGCACCAUGCUCGGCUUUGAUGACCCACAGUUCAGCGAAUUGAUGAGACUCUACCUCACCAUUCACAGUGACCACGAAGGAGGCAAUGUAUCGGCGCACACAACGCACUUGGUAGGAUCUGCUCUUAGCGAUCCUUAUCUAUCCUUUGCCGCUGGUCUCAACGGUCUUGCUGGACCUCUGCACGGAUUGGCUAACCAAGAAGUACUUGUUUGGUUGGAAAAGCUGCGUAAGCAAGUCGGUGACAACUUCACAGAGGAACAACUGAAGGAGUUCAUCUGGAAGACCCUCAAGUCGGGACAAGUUGUGCCCGGCUAUGGACACGCUGUACUCAGGAAGACCGAUCCCAGAUACACUUGCCAGCGUGAAUUUGCUCUGAAGCAUUUGCCCAACGACCCACUCUUCAAACUGGUGGCCGCUGUGUACAAAGUUGUGCCUCCAAUUCUCACCGAGCUCGGCAAGGUCAAAAACCCAUGGCCCAAUGUAGACUCGCACUCUGGUGUCCUCUUACAGUAUUAUGGUCUGAAGGAGAUGAAUUACUACACCGUUAUGUUCGGUGUGUCUCGCGCUUUGGGAGUAUUAGCCCAACUCAUCUGGUCCAGGGCUCUCGGCUUCCCUAUCGAGCGACCAAAGUCGUUCAGCACUGAACUGCUCAUGAAACAGUUCGGCAAGUAAACACAACGAUAAAUGUCAGUUUCCACUGUCCACAACUUAUGUUUGAUAUAUGUGGUCAUCUCUUUCUUUAUGAUUGAAUGUUGACAAUAUGUAUCAAUAUAUCACCGCAGUGGAAUACAACAAUUAAAUUCACCGAUUCACUUAAUUAUUUAGUGAACGUUUUUGUUCAGUAGAAUGCCAUGAAUAUUUGUUCAGUCAAAUAUUGUAUUUUUAUCUAAAUUUUUUUUAUGUAUUAAAUAAAUGCGUAAUUUAAAUGUUUAAGUUUGAUUAUGUAUGUUUAUAGGGUGUUCAAUGAAAUGCCAAAUCUAUUUGUUUUAUUUUUAUUAUAUUUUGUAUACAACUAAAUAUGUUUGUAAUACGUCUGUGGUGACGUUAAACGUUUCGAUUUAGUUGUGUAUUCAAAAUAUAUGAUUUUAAUGGAAAAAAUCAUAUUACAU